This is a messenger RNA of Schistosoma mattheei, 954 nucleotides long. NCBI's taxonomy places the organism in Eukaryota, Metazoa, Platyhelminthes, Trematoda, Strigeidida, Schistosomatidae. The record is from the annotation of a GenBank genome assembly.
AUGGAAGCUGUUGCUAACUAUCCAUUUACUCCUACUGAACCUGAUGAACUUGGGUUUGAAAAAGGUAGUACUUUAUAUAUCAUUGAUAUGGAAGAGGAUCCGAACUGGUAUAAAGCCCGACAAGGGAACCAAGAAGGCAUGGUACCUGCAAACUAUAUUUCUUUGUAUCCUCAUCCAUGGUACAUACCCAGAUGUAGUCGGCGAGAGGCAGAGGCCAGACUGUUAGAAACUGAUCCGAAUACGAAUCGGGACGUACAACCUGAUGGAGCAUUUAUUUUACGGCAAAGCGAAAAUGAUCCUGGUCAGUUCAGUAUCUCGGUCAAAGAAGGUUCAUCGGUUUUGCAUUUCCGUAUAUUUUUCGAUCCAAGUGGUAAGUAUUACAUCUGGACGAAUAAAUUCGACUCAAUCAAUGCCCUAAUCGAUUAUCAUCGUCAUCAAACAAUAUACGGGGUAAAAGCACUCCUACUACGUGAUUGUGUUUCAAGUAAUACUUUUGGUUCAGUUGGUUCCGGUCCUAAUGUGGUUUUUAAUAACCCUAGCGUUCACACAAAUACCUCUAUCAAGGGUUCCCAACCACAGGCUACCGUUGGUUCACAUUUACAUACUAAAGAGCACUCGGCUCAAAUGAAUGUGGAUUUACCUCCUGGAGUGGUAUUAACAAAUUUAUCGGGACGACAAUGUGUGGCCAAGUUUGACUUCAAUGCUGAGUUUCAGGAGGAAAUGUCAUUUCGUCAGGGAGAUCGUCUUCGACUGCUCGGUGAAGAAGAUGAGAAUUGGUGGUUUGCUGAAUUGAUAACUCAUUCUUCUAGUGGUCAACCAACUUCUCAAGGCUUAAUUCCUGCUAACUAUGUCAAACUCUUAUCAAAUAAUACGUCCAAUUCCACAGUUUCUAACAUGCGUAGUAAUCCCUCUAAAGUUCUACAACCCUCUGCUCAGAUCGCUCGUGCUACUUAA